This is a messenger RNA of Cephus cinctus (wheat stem sawfly), 5742 nucleotides long. RefSeq names its product aminopeptidase N. Lineage: Eukaryota; Metazoa; Arthropoda; Insecta; Hymenoptera; Cephidae. Bases 226 to 3603 code for a protein of 1125 amino acids. The transcript has 17 exons. Gene Ontology annotation, molecular function: zinc ion binding; peptide binding; metalloaminopeptidase activity. The record is from RefSeq and is a predicted model, not a curated record. Gene Ontology annotation, biological process: proteolysis; peptide catabolic process. Gene Ontology annotation, cellular component: cytoplasm.
GACGAGGAUGAGGGGUAGAGUGGGGUAGACUUAUGAGACGGGAACUGCAUCUACCUAGUGCACCGACAGAGAGGACUAAUUGCACUCUACCUGUUUGUACUGGCAGAAAGUGGUUACCUUCUAUAGCAAAUUUACACUUAUUCAUAGGACGCUUUCAGUCGUUUCUUUUGUAUAUAAUAUCAUCGUUCGGUGAACAGUUAUCAAAGGGAUCCAGUGAUAAGGGAGAUGAGACGAGGAUCUGUAAGCACUUGGGAACCUUGGGCCAGAAGAAAUUCUGCCAAUAUGGACCAAUUUACAGGUAGCAGGUCAGAGUUCAUGACCGCUGAGCCGAAUCUCAACAAUAUUAAAUAUCAAAGAAAAGGUGGCUGUUUCUUAUCACAUAAAAUAGCUUUGCUCAUUAUUGUCUUUGUUGUUGUUGGAAUAAUUGUCGCUGGAUUCGCUGGUGCAUAUAUCAGUUUAUAUUCAAAGAAGGAAGUAAAUGAUCACCCUGUUCUCGCUGUAGAGGAUGACGACAUGGAUGGUAAUAUUUCUGAAAAAUUUACUUUAUCCCCAAACGUCGUACCAAUGAAGUACGAAUUGAAGUUGGCACCAGUUUUCAAUGGGGAGGUAAUCACUAAGAUCAAAGGUCUGGUAGUCAUAAAAUUGCAACAGAACUCGAGCGACCAGUUGGAUCAUUUGACAUUCAAUGCUAAAGAUAUGACGAUUAAAAAUUGUAAAUUACUUCGAUUAAAUGCUACGAAAACUGAGAUACGUAGUCAUAGAAACAGACGGUAUCCCACAGAAGAAGACGUUCCAGCAGGAUCGGGUACUUCCGCUUUGGAGAAUACCGAAAACACGACAUCGGAAUUAAUGGAAAACUCGAAAAGCGGUACUGAAACACCUUAUUUCCCGGACGGAGCUAAUGCUGAUCCUGAAAAUGUUACUACUUCCGACUCAUCCAAUGAUACGCUCUCAGAUAAUUCUUCGACCGAUAGAAAUAUUACAAAAUCGACAACAAGCGCUGCAUCAUUAUCAUCCAUUGAUAAGAGUGUCUCGGUAUCAUUGGAUACGGAAACGACAAAAAUCGUACAAACCGGAAGUACAGAUCGCGCUACGGCAUCGGAUGAAUUUACUAAUACGGACCAGUCGGAUAUCGACGUUGUUGAAAUUCGCCUUAAGGGAAAUGAGACUGAUAACGUUAAUGGGAUUUACGUGAUGUAUCUAGAGAGUCCAAUAUCAAAUGGGAUUUACUCGUUGGAGAUAAUUUAUGAAACUGAUAAUAAUAACAGUGCAUUGUCACAAGGCAGCGUUCCAGUUCAGAAUAUGGCGAAUAGAUCCAGUUUGGGCGAUGGAUCACUGAUUACUCAUUUCAAACCAACCAAUGCCAGAUACUUUUUUCCACUUUUUGACGACGUUCAUCUGAAAGCCAAAUUUACUCUGUCGAUUACCAGUCCGAGCAAUUUACUUGUACUUGCGAACACGCCUUUAAAAUCUAGGGUGAACUCCUCGUCACUCUACACCAUGAAUACCUUUGAAGAAACACCAUUGCUGUCACCGCACAGUCUGACAUUUGCUGUUGGUGAUAUCGAAUUAAUGGAUAACGCGACUUUAGGCGAUACGGAUAUUAGAAUUUGGGGUAAAAAUAAGAAUCUUUCGAAAAGUCAUUUCGUCACCAAUAUGACGAGGGUAGUGAUGGAAUUGUACAUGAAUUUCUUUUCGAUCGAUUAUCCCAUGUCAAAAAUCGAUAUCGUUAGUCUGCCGACAAUUACAGAUCAAACUGGAAAUCUUGGAUUAAUUAGCGUUAAAGAGUCGUUUUUUAAUAUUACUGAAAACUCGUCGUCGAUCGUCAUUAAUCGAGGAUUUCAACGCUUAAUUUAUUCUAUUGGUCAACAAUGGCUGGGUGGAUACGUCACGAUGUACGACUGGACCAGUUCCUGGAUUCUGGAAAGUUCUUUGAUCUACCUACAACGACUUUUACUCGAAAAAGCAAGAAAACCCUUAAAUUAUAUAAAUAAUACAGAUACGGAACUGGAGUCAUCAUUAUUCUUUCUGACGGAAGUACAAGAACCAGCAAUGAUGGCGGAUGGCUACGCAACAUCUCGAUCGUUGCAAUUUAAAUUUAAUCCGGUAUAUUGGAAUUCGAUAGAAAUUCAAAAUUUACAUAGAAAAGGUGCAUGUCUGAUACGUAUGUUGCACAACGUCAUAACUGAUAAUGCAUUUAAGCGUGGCUACAAGAAAUUCAUUUCCAGAUGGACCUACGCGAACGCAGAACCUACGGACUUUUGGCAGUCAAUGUCCGAGGACGUUAAAAAUCUACCGGAAGACACGUCACUCAUGAAGAUCAUGGAAAGCUGGACUGGCAGCAGUGGAUUUCCGGUGAUUAACGUAACAAGAAAUUACGAUCUUGGAUCAGUAAAGCUUCAGCAGUCAAGAUUUCUUUACGACCAAUCAAACGCCUCUAACGACCAACUUUGGUACAUACCCCUGACUUACACAACAAAAACCGGAAAUUGGUCAUCGCCAAAAAGAAUUUGGUUCAAACCGGAAGUAGAAAUGAUUUUGCAUGACGUCACUCGUCCUGGUGAAAAAUCCUGGUUGAUAUUCAAUAUCGAUAAAUUCGGGUACUAUCGCGUGAAUUACGACAAGGAAAAUUGGGAGCUGCUAUCAGUGGUUCUCAAUACGAAUCAUCAAGAAAUAUCAAGUGCCACCAGAGCUUCUAUCAUUGAUGACGUCUUCAGUCUAGCCCGAGCUGGAUUAACCAGCUAUGAAACAGCCUUUGAUAUUAUCAGAUAUUUUCGUGUUAACGAAAGAAAUUCAGUAGCAUGGUUGACUUUAUGGGGACACAUUAAAGAAUUGAAUAGUGCCCUAUACGACACCAUGGAAUAUUCCAAUUUUCAAGGAUUCAUACAUGAUAUGAUAACACCACUUUGUAGUGAAGUUUCCUCGAAUUCUACUAAUGAAACCGAAUUGACUCCAAUGAUAAUCGAAUGGGCUUCUAUGGUUCAGCACGAGGGAUGCUUGAAUUGGUUGAAAAAUAAUUAUCCACUAAAUUUGUCUGACGACUCAAUGAAUAAUGAAACUACUGUAUCUGGAAAUUUACGCGAAGCCGUGCAUUGUGUUAUGGCGAAAUACGGUGAUCAGCGAGAAUGGCGAUAUAUUUUUGUAAAAGCAAUAGAGAAACUUAAUGCGGAGGAGAAAUACGACUUAUUAAAAUCCUUGGCAUGCUUUCAAGUGCCUUGGAUAUUGCGAACAAUACUCGGAGAAGUUCUUUUCAAAGAAUAUUUCACGGAGAACGAGAUACUCACAGUCCUUCAAGCCUUUGCCCAGCAACCAGUAGCAUCCCGAGUGUCGUACGAAUACAUGAGAAAUAAUUGGCAACAGAUUUUUGAGAGAUAUUACAAUUCAUCUAAUAUCAUCAGAACGCUCGUACUCGUGUCCACGGAGACCAUUGCCAGUGAUCAAGAUCUGCUUGACCUGCAGUCAUUCAAAGAGAAGUACUAUAACGAUUUAAAAAGUAUUGCUCAUACAAUAGUCACUAUCGAGGCUAGAACAAAGUCUUGGAAUUCCUGGCGAAAUGUGUCAUUGCCAAUAAUAAAAAAGUGGCUGACAAAUUACAAACAGUAAUUGCGGUUAAACCUAGUUAGGUCAUCAAACUCAUUAUAUACAUAUAUCAAAUGUAAAAGCUGAUUUUUCUUUGUUCGGUUCACAAGAGGCAAUUUCUACGACAACAAGUUUUAUUUCUCCGAAUGCUUUCGUCAAGCACGAUUACAAAACCAAGCAACAAUCUUGUUCUUAAUUCAAUUCACCUUACAACGACAGUUAUUAAUUAUACAUAUUUAACAAACUUCACGAUAUACAUAAAAUGCUCUAACGUUAAUAAUAAUCCGUAAGUCGUUAUCUAUCAUCGUCGUUAUUAUUAGUGUCGUUAUUCGUAUAUCAUACUUCACUAAACUAAACAUAAUGGUGUACUUGGGGCACGUGAGCCAUUGGUUAACGAGGGAGGUACCUCAUCACUUUAAGCUACUUCGAGUGACUUUACGACAUUCCGUUAACGCUUAAGUAUUUUCAAUAUCGUAAUAACAUAAACCAUCAGACAGGAAAGUCGCCUGGGACAGAAAAUUUUCCAAAAUUCGUUCGAAGUGCGCAUCAACUUUAAUCGGAUAAUCGUGAUCAAAACUUCCAACAAAACAAUAAGAACAAACUUUUAGUUCAUCAGCCUGACACAACUUUGACUCUACCUACCAGAAAAUGAAAAGACACAUUUUUCAGAUCUUAAGCUCCGUACAGAUUUUACACGUGAAAAUUUUAUAACGACAAAUUUGACAAUUUCUUUUUAAUGCGUCCAACGAACGAUCCAAGGAUCUUUUUAAUUAUCCUUCGAGCUCCAAUCAACCCUUAUCUCAAUUAGCGCCUCUGUGCAGAAUUUUUUUUUAGUUCCGGUUUACACCGUCACCCAUCCAGGUGUAUUUGUUUGUUGUAAAAAAAUUUGCAACCGCGGGUCUUAAUUGUUUUACCUAUUUACAAUGUAUUUACAGGUUAUGUUCUCUUAAUCUUUUAUAGGUGUGCUCUUCGUUACAUAACUUGUAUUAUCUCAUAAUCAAAAGUCAAGGGACUCGCAGUUAUAAAGUGCAGUUACCAGUGCGGGCGAUAAAAUCCUCUGUCAAUAAUUAUUAUUAUUAUUUUUUUCUUUCCUUGAAGUCUUCGCCAUAAAUUACUUUGUUCUUCUGAUUGCUCGUUCCUAAUCGCAUAUCGUCAGCAGUGCGUUUAACCUUAUUACAAUACAAAACUUUUUAACGUUACCCUAAAUGCACGGUAACUCGCUAAUUAAUCUUUUAGUAUGUUUUCAGGACUGCUACUUCUUAGGUAUUCGCGUUAGGAUAAGUCGUCGACGUUCGUCGCGAAUUUUACUAAUUAAUUAUCGUUCUUAACCUACUUAUAUAUUAUUUCUUCUUUUCUUUUCGCACAAACAUUCACUCACGCAUCUUUUCUCUCUCUACCUCUUCUUUUUACGCUCGCAACGCCAUUGUAAGAAUUGCCUUACGUAAUGCGUAUUCGUGUCGUGUGACGGACUUAUCGUCACACGUCACGCGAUACCGUGACGCUUCGGCUGCGAUGAUGAGGAUGACGCGAGACAAACACUUUGUACAACGGAAUAACAUUUCUUUCAUGGCAGUUGUGAAUGGAACUCUUGUCUCUACGUGAAUGCGUGUAUAUAUAUUGAUUCUCCAUUACAAAGAUUCUUCAUAAAUAUAUAUUUACAGGGUACUUAUAUAAUUAUAGUAUAUUGUGCACCGAGAGCGAAAACCGGCGUUUCCGCGCCGCGUAUAAAGUUGAGGUUUCCGAGGCGAUGCCGAGGGAGUCUCAACUUUAUACAAGGCACAAACGCCCGUUUUCUCUCGCGGUUCACAUACUAUUUUCUUCAACAGCCGAGCGAACGCGAGUCUUCGCGUAGUGGGUGAUUCGUGGGUCGGUGCAAAUAAGCAGGUUAGUUUGGUAACUUAGGAAAUCACAAUGAAACAACUAUGCAUCGUACAGCUUACGUGAAAAAGACAAUUGCCCCGGUGGUAGCGGGUCGUUGGAUUCGUCGACAAAUGUCACCUCACUCCUAUUCAAUUUUUUAAUCUUCCACGUUUCCCCAUUCGAGAAUUGACCGUUUUCGCUCCGCUGUUCAAGAAAAUAUAUUAUGUAUAUUGUAUUAUUCUGUAAACUUUCAACAGCGCGAAUAACUAUUCACAAGACUAAUAAACGAAAAAUAAACAACUA